AUUGUAUGUGGUCGGUCAGGUUCACUUUGUCUUUUUGGCCAAGAGGAAAAGCUAACUUUGCCACUUUUUCGUUUAUGUAUGUUUAUGGAUUUCUGUCUCGUAACGCACCCCUUUGAAGCUGGACUAUCGGCAUGAGGAAUCAGACCGGUCAUGUAACAAGGGAUUCUGAGCGAUUUAAACCCACUCCCCGAGGAAAAAAAAAAAAAAAAAGAAACUUGACCCGCUCAGUUUUGAUUCGACCGUAUCUACUGGUCGACCCGCUCAAUCUGGACGCGACCUUAAACGCUGCUAAGAGAUACUCAACCGCAAAUCCGGAGUAUUAUCAGAGGCCCUUUUCUCGUGUGAAGAGCGUCGCAAUGGCCGUGCCACUUGCUCAGACUACUCUCUUGUUCAGAACUUCACUCCUCUCCAGAAAUGCCCUCAGAAGCUUCACCACUUGCAUUCCUUCCUCAUCCUCUUCUUCCUCUUAUUCUUCCUCUGAGCUUCACCGCAAGAAAUGGAGGCAACCGGUGGCCUCGGUGCUCGAAUUUGGUGGAGUCAAGAUCGGUCGAGAAGAUGUGGUAAGGGAUGAUCCCACAAACAACGUCCCAGAUUCAAUUUUUUCAAGACUCGGAAUGCAACUUCACAGAAGGGAUCAACAUCCGAUUGGGAUUUUGAAGAAUGCAAUAUAUGAGUAUUUUGACACCAGUUAUUCAAAUACCUUUGAUAAGUUUGAUAAUCUUUGCCCAAUUGUAUCAGUAAAACAGAACUUUGAUGAUGUCUUGGUUCCUGCUGAUCAUGUAAGCAGGAGUUAUAAUGACACAUACUAUAUUGACUCUCAAACUGUUUUGAGGUGUCAUACAAGUGCACAUCAGGCAGAACUAUUGAGAAAAGGACACACUCAUUUUCUUGUAACAGGAGAUGUCUACCGGAGAGAUUCCAUCGACUCAACUCAUUACCCUGUGUUUCAUCAGAUGGAAGGUGUUCGUGUGUUUCAACCAGAUGAGUGGGAGGCAUCUGGCAUGGAUGCCACAUCUUAUGCAGCCGAGGACUUGAAGAAAUGUCUUGAGGGUUUGGCACGGCAUCUAUUUGGUGCUGUGGAAAUGCGCUGGAUUGAUGCUUAUUUCCCAUUCACCAAUCCGUCAUUUGAACUUGAGAUAUACUUUAAGGAGAAAUGGCUGGAGGUUUUGGGUUGUGGCGUGAUGGAACAAGAAAUCUUAAAGAGAGCUGGCAGAGUGAAUAAUGUUGCCUGGGCUUUUGGCCUCGGCUUGGAGCGAUUGGCAAUGGUUCUAUUUGACAUACCAGAUAUCCGACUUUUCUGGUCAAAUGAUGAACGAUUUACCUCGCAGUUUUCCAAGGGCCAGCUGGGAAUCAAAUUCAAGCCAUUUUCAAAGUAUCCUCCUUGUUACAAAGACAUGAGCUUUUGGAUCAAUGAAUCGUUCACUGAAAACAAUUUAUGUGAAAUUGUCAGAGGAGUUGCUGGAGAUCUUGCUGAGGAGGUGCUUUUGAUAGACAAUUUCACCAACAAGAAAGGAAUGACCAGUCAUUGUUAUAGGAUUGCAUAUCGAUCCAUGGAACGUUCACUCACAGAUGAGGAAAUUAAUGAGUUGCAGUGGAAUGUGAGGGACCAGGUGCAGAGCAAGCUGAAUGUUGUUCUCAGAUGAGCGUUUCUGAUGCAUUGUGCAAGCUUAUAUCAUUGUUUUUCACUUAAUAGAUGGACCAUUACAACUCUACCCAUUUUUCCCAGUUCUCUAAUGCGAGUAAAAAGCUUUCUUUCGACCAGAUCUGGGGCUGAGUAAUCUGUAGUUCGGCAGCGUCAAGGCACUCAAGUCCCCGCCACACAUGCACCCAUCAUUGCAUCAAUUGGGUUCUUCGCUUCUUUUGACAUCUAUUCCUUACCUUUUCCAUCAUUUGAAUGAGAUUGGAUGUCUUUAAGCGGGAGCCACCAUUGACGUAUGCACAUUUAUCCGGAAUUCUCAUCAACUGCCUUAUUUCAGACAACCUUGGUGCACAUUUUAUUGCUGUUGGAUAUUCUUUCAGUAGUCAAAACAAUAUUCAAGAGGACUUCUUUUUU
Molecule: messenger RNA, 2053 nt
Organism: Carya illinoinensis
Lineage: Eukaryota; Viridiplantae; Streptophyta; Magnoliopsida; Fagales; Juglandaceae
Product: phenylalanine--tRNA ligase, chloroplastic/mitochondrial
Exons: 12
Coding region: 132-1643 (503 amino acids)
Biological process (GO): phenylalanyl-tRNA aminoacylation
Cellular component (GO): mitochondrion; cytoplasm
Molecular function (GO): tRNA binding; phenylalanine-tRNA ligase activity; ATP binding
Source: RefSeq, a predicted model, not a curated record